This is a messenger RNA of Parathielavia appendiculata, 1448 nucleotides long. RefSeq lists its product as uncharacterized. The record is from RefSeq and is a predicted model, not a curated record. Gene Ontology annotation, molecular function: phosphoric diester hydrolase activity. Bases 76 to 1119 code for a protein of 347 amino acids. NCBI's taxonomy places the organism in Eukaryota, Fungi, Ascomycota, Sordariomycetes, Sordariales, Chaetomiaceae. The transcript has a single exon. Gene Ontology annotation, biological process: lipid metabolic process.
GACAGUGGUCGUCGAAUAUCUCCCCACCAGCGACGGUCCCCCGGAGGCUCAGCAUCCGCCCAGGAUAAAGUGGACAUGGCGGACAUGGUUGAUGUGUCUAGCAGUGGUGUAAGUGAGCCGAUCUCGAGUUGUGCUCAUCCGCUCACCACCCCGACCAGCACAUUAAUAUUCCUCGUCGUGAGCAUCAGCGAGACGGUAGCGCAGCACUUCUUGGGGCCACGCAACACCGGAGACGACCCAUUCGGGAACUGGGGCAAGCCGGGCACGGCCACCGAGGAGCUCGCCUGGUACCCGACCGACUUUCUCCGAGAUGUUGUCCCCCUCCCUUGUCACUCACACAACGACUACUGGCGCAAGGUGCCGCUCUUUACCGCGCUCUACGCGGGCUGCACGGGGGUUGAGGCCGACGUGUGGCUGCGCAACGGCGACCUCCUUGUCGGGCACGACACUGCCAGCCUGCAGCCGAACCGGACCUUCCAGAGCCUGUACGUCAAUCCGCUAGUCGACAUUCUCACUCGGCAGAACCCGUCGACCGACUUCUACAACGGCACCCAGAACGGCGUCUUCGACACGGACCCCAGGCAAACCCUCGUCCUCCUCAUCGAUCUCAAAACUAACGGACCGGAGACCUGGCCGUGGAUUAUGAAGCAGCUGGAACCGCUGCGCGAGCGGGGUUGGCUCAGCUACUCGGAGAACGGGCAGUUCCACCAAGGCCCUGUCACAGUUGUCGGGACGGGCAACACGCCGUUUGACCUGAUCCUCGGCAACUCGACGACUUCUCCCCGCGUCGCCUUCUUUGACGCACCCUUGGACAAGCUCGAGGAGUCGGGCUUCAACUCGACCAACUCGUAUUACGCGAGCGUCGACUUCUGGGACGCCAUCGGGCAGGUGUGGUGGAAGGGCGAGCCGAGCCAGGCGCAGCUGGGGAAGAUCCGGGGCCAUCUGCGCGAGGCGCGGAGUAGGGGUCUGGUGUCGCGGUACUGGGGGUUGCCGGCCUGGCCGAUCCAUGUGAGGAAUCGGGUUUGGCAGGUCCUGGUGGAGGAAGGAAUCGGGAUGCUGAAUGUCGAUGACUUGGAUGCGGCGACGAAGCAGGAUUGGACGAAGCCCGGGACGUUCUAGAGGGACGGAAUGGCGAGUCUGACUGUGUUGAUGUGUCUGUUAUCGAUUAUGAUUGAGAGCGAGACAUUGAGAAGGUCCAUGGUUGCGAGAGAGAGGUCCACGGUCGCGAUACUACGAGAGAUCGUCACGAUACUAAGAGACAUCGAGAAUAUCCAUAGUUAAAGGACCAGCCUUUGUUUACUUAUUAGCGUAGUACAUGGCAGGCCGAAUUAAGGAUAGAGAAAACGGGAGUGUAAGAAAGAAGGAGAGGAAGUAGGAAAUUAAGAAGAUAACGGAAAGAAAGAUAGGAAAUUAAGAAUGAUAAAGAAGUGUAAAGAGGGUGGAAAAGA